AUGGUUGUGAGAAACCAGAAACCAAGUCUCUGGACGCCUAUUGUGGAAAUACUCUUCAAUAUAUUGUUACAGGCAAACAUGCUUCUAUAA
Messenger RNA from Spirodela intermedia, 90 nucleotides. NCBI's taxonomy places the organism in Eukaryota, Viridiplantae, Streptophyta, Magnoliopsida, Alismatales, Araceae. The record is from the annotation of a GenBank genome assembly.